AUGGGGAUGAAGACUGUGGCCACUCGGCUGAUAAUAUCGAGGUUGAUGAACAAGUUCCGCGAGGGGAUGGACAAGCGCAGACCUCGACGAGUAGGGAUUCGCCGCCUCAUCAACACAGAAGAGGACGUUUCGGACCUGAGCUCGUUCUUAAAUGACAUGCAAAAACAUCUCGCUAUGUUGUUCAUGAAGACAACAGAGGUGCACAAAUUGCCGCGCACUGUGAUCAUGAGUAUCUUCAGUGAUUUUCAAAUUUUCCUGCAUCUUUUUGUGGACUUCUUGCAACGUCACUUACGAAAGCUGGUGGAAGAGAACGUACUGCGUGAUACAUACAACAGACUGCUGACGUUUCUUUCAAGCGAUAUGCUGGAUUUGUUGUGGACUCCAAUUAGGAGCAACCAUAUGUUCAUGAAGUACGUAAAACAGUCGCUACCAUAUACAGAGCCCCAAGAGACUCGUCUCAGUGAGGCUGUGACUACCCCAAGUCAUGUCUUGUACUACGUGCCCAUACGCCGAGUACUGGUAAACAUGCUUUUCGCAGGCGAUGCUAUGGAGCAUAUUCUGGGUGCAUGUUGUGAAUCAAGAGACACCAAAAUCAUCUGCGACAUUCUUGAUGGUGACUUCGCAAGAGAGAGGGCCAUCCUACGCAGCGGUGAUGCCGACACAAUAAUUUUGCUGCUCUACACAGAUGAGCUGGAGCUUGUAAAUCCACUUGGAUCUGCCGCUGGUGUCCACGAGAUCCUGGCUGCAUAUUUCUCAGUGCUCAACUUGCACCCCAAAUAUCGGUCGCGACUGAACGCCAUUCACUUUCUCAUGCUCGUUAAGUACUCACAUGUUAAGACAUACCGAUUUAAAAGAGUUCUUGACACGGUCAUCAAAGAAACUAUAAGCAUACAUGAGAGUGGACUCGAAAUCUCAUGUGGAGGACAGAAAAAGACACUAAAGGUUUGCCUUCUUGGCAUUGUUGGGGACAACUUGUCGCUCAACCGCAUUGGUGGCUUCAGCAGCUCCUUUGGUAGCGGCCACUUUUGCAGGUUUUGUGUGACAGACUCGAAGGACAUUAAUCAAGUCACUACUGAACGCAAUUGCCUGAUACGUACUGCAGCACUGCACAAUAGCCACCUUGCUGACAUCGAAGUUGACCGUUCAAAGUGUAAACUAUAUGGCGUUUCAAUGGAGUCGCCAUUAUUGCAAGUUCCAGGUUUUGACGUUACACAACAGUUAUUGCCAGACGCAAUGCAUGACAUCCUUGAAGGCGGUACUGCUUUUGUUUUGAAGCAUGUGCUCAAGUCACUUGCAUCUUCAUGA
This is a messenger RNA of Ornithodoros turicata, 1305 nucleotides long. RefSeq lists its product as uncharacterized. The record is from RefSeq and is a predicted model, not a curated record. The transcript has a single exon. NCBI's taxonomy places the organism in Eukaryota, Metazoa, Arthropoda, Arachnida, Ixodida, Argasidae. The coding region runs from base 1 to 1305 and encodes 434 amino acids.